Molecule: messenger RNA, 2682 nt
Organism: Aphidius gifuensis
Lineage: Eukaryota; Metazoa; Arthropoda; Insecta; Hymenoptera; Braconidae
Gene: Tango6
Exons: 2
Coding region: 1-2649 (882 amino acids)
Biological process (GO): protein secretion
Molecular function (GO): protein binding
Source: RefSeq, a predicted model, not a curated record
AUGAAUCAUCAUGAUAUUUUUCAUCAGCUUGAAAAAUAUGAAAAAGAAAAAGAAUUUGACUUGUCACCAGAGGACAAUGUCAAAAUUAAAAAAAUAUGUGAAGAGUUCAAUGACAUGUCAAUAAACAGUCAACAUUUACAAACAAUUUUAUUGCUAUUAAAUAAUUUGUCUGUUGAUGUUUUAUCAAAAAGUGAAACAUUUAUGAGUUUAAAAGAAUAUAGACUAGUUAAAUUUGUUAUUGAAAAAGCAGUUACAAUUGGAAUAUUACCAUGUCUUUUGCCUGGACUUGUAUUUACUCGUCAACAGUCCCACGUACAAUUAGAAAAUUUACCAGACAUGGUUAAAUACAACAGACUAUCAUCAACAAUAAGAGUACUUGUUGAUUGUCAUGAUGAAAUAGCUCUUAAACCUGCAAUACAAACUCAAUUAAAUGUACUUCUAGGUGGUCUUUUACAGCUAUCACAUGCUCCACUCAGUCCACCAACCGAAUCACCACCUCAAAAUCCAUCAAAAUUCCACAUGACUAAAGAAAUCCACAACAAAUUAAGCCAAGAUCAUGAAGAAUUUACUCAACGACUUGACAAGUUUAUUAAAAGCUGUCAAUUGUCUGACAUCAUCAGAGAAAUGUUUAUUUACAGUGGAUCCAAAAAUAUACCAAGCUGGCUACGUAAACAUGCCAAAAGCUAUAUCAUUAAAUCAAUCAUGCAGCCAAUUGGUAUUGCAUCAUUAUUCAAAGUUGAUGGUAUCACUGAAUCAUCAAAAAAUAACUCAAACAACAUUGAUACUAUAACAAAAUUAAUAAUCAAGUCACAUGGUCCAGAUCCAGAUGCAUAUUUCACAUCAGUAUGCUCACAAAUAUUAGAUUUUUUAAAAUUUAAAAACUCCAACAAUUCAUUAGAUAUUUUUUCAAGUUUUAUCAUCAAUCUUCAUGAUAAUUAUCCAAAAAUUUGUCAAGAUAAAAUAAUAAAUAUCAUUGUUAAACCAUUGAUGAUUAAAGUUGAAAUAUCUGAUGAUAAUUUAAUACUAGAAAAUGAAAAUAACGUAUCAUUAUGUAUUGAAAAUUUAAGCAAAUGUUUCAACAUCAAUAAUCGUGAAUUUAAUAAUUUAUUUUGUCAAUUGAUUAGACAUAUUUCAGUGCCUUUAUUUUAUAUGUUUAUUAAAAUUCAAUCUAGUGUUUUGUUAGUUAAAACACAAGUCAAAGAUAUACUAAUUAAUUUAUUAAAAAAUGAUAAUUUAACUGAUAAAUUAUUUCAAGUUUAUCUUGAGCUUGAUGAUAAUUCAUUUGGUGAUAAAUUGUCAUUUAAAUUUGGCUCAUCAGGUGGAUUAGAGAUAAUAUCAAAAAUUGAAAAUAUUGAAUAUGAAAAAAUUGUUAAUUGUUUGUAUGAUUUGGUGAUAAAUCAUGAUGAUUUAUCAACGUCAUUAUUUCAUUAUUUACUUAAAUCAUCGGUAGAUAAUAGCCAAGUUGAGACAUCAAUUGAAAAUGAAGAAAAAUAUAUAAAUAAAAAAAUGGAAUUGAUGAAGUUAUUGAUAAAACUUGCAAACAAUAGAAAUAUACAAAAAGCACAAAUUAAAAAUCCAAUAAAUAUACUUAAUUUUGUUAAAUUAUUAUUUGAUAAUAUCAACAAUGAUAAUAAUGAUGAAAAUAUUGAAAUUUUAUACGUGAGUUUAAUGUUGAUUAAAUUAAUACUUGAAGAAGAAAAACCAAAUGAUUGGCAGCCAUUUGAUGAAUUUUCUCUAUUUUUGAUGAACAAAAAUAUACAAAUAAAUGACAAUUUAACAUCAACAAUAAAUGAGGUAAUAACUAUAAUAAAAAAUAGGGGAAUUAAAUCAUCGAAAUUUUAUCAAGACACAAGUAUUGAUGAUAAAAACCAACGAGAAUUUGAUGAAGCAUUAAAAGACACGAAUGAUCCAUUGCUUCCAGUGCGAGCACAUGGUUUAAUGAUAUUAACUAAAAAAAUUGAAUCAUCAGAUUCAAUUGCACUUGCUAAAAAAGAUUUGUUGUUAUCAAUAUUUCAAAAAAAUUUAACUGAUGAUGAUUCAUUUGUUUAUCAAAUAGCAAUAAAUGGUUUAUGUGCAUUGGCAUCAAAAUAUCCAAAUGAACUUGUUGAAAUACUUGUUAAUGUUUUUAUUGAUUUACCAAAUGAUGAUGAUCAUGAUGAUAAUAUUAUAACACCAGAAAAUAGAGUUAAACUUGGUGAAAUAAUUAUCAAGACAAUGAAAAAGAUUGGAGAAUUGUCAUACAGUUAUAAAAAUAUUUUAAUAAAUGGUUUUUUACGUGGUACAUGUGAUAAUGAUUAUUUGGUACGUGCUUCAAGUCUAUCAUGCAUUGGUGAACUAUGUCAAAUACUUGGCUAUCGUUUAUCUGGUGAAAUAAAAAUAAUAUUAUCACAUAUUGAAAAUAUUAUAACGACUGAUAAAUCACCAGAAGUUAGACGUGCUGCUGUUAUGGUUACAACAUUAUUAUUACGUGGUCUUGGUAAAGAUGCACUUGUUGAACUUGGUCAAGAUUUAUUGCCACUUUAUCGUGGUAUUAAAAAUCUAAGAAAUAAUGAUGAUGAUGAAGUUUUACGACUUCAUGCACAACUUACACUUGAAGAAUUUGAUGAUAUUGUACAAAAUUUCAUGUUUUAUAAACCAAUGAUGCGAUAAGAUGAAUUUGAUGCUUUUUUUUACUCAUGAUAA